This is a messenger RNA of Piliocolobus tephrosceles (Ugandan red Colobus), 1943 nucleotides long. Its product is annotated as synaptojanin-1. The transcript has 4 exons. The record is from RefSeq and is a predicted model, not a curated record. Bases 1 to 1521 code for a protein of 506 amino acids. NCBI's taxonomy places the organism in Eukaryota, Metazoa, Chordata, Mammalia, Primates, Cercopithecidae.
AUGGAAACUGGUUCUGCCCUGGCCUGGGAGGAAGUCUGCCUUUUCGAUCCUGUUUGUCCUUUCGAUGUCUGCGAGUUUCCAAUCACUCUGAAGAUCCGGCCCAUUGCUUCCCCGAGUCCUGCCCGGACAAGCCCCACCCUGGGCUCAGUGUGGCGCGUCCGCGGGUCAGGGGCGCGGCGGGAAGUCCUCGCCCAGCCAGCCAGCGGGGUCAAACAGGUCAUCCCCCUGCGGCCGGCCGGCGCCGGAGCGUCCCUCCUGCCUGCAGGGUACCACCUCCGCAAGCAGCACUGGGGCCGGAGCCUGCGGUCGGGACCGGCCCGGGCUCACCUGGGCGGCCCUCGCGGCCGCGUUUACGCCGGAGAAGGCUCCGGCCGCCGGGAGCCCCCGCCCGAGCCCCGCCGCGCACGGUCCCGGCGGCCUCACCAGGCGCGGGGCGCCACCGCCUCUGCCGCAGCCCGGCCGGGCCGCGGGGCGCAGGGGACGCCGCGCAGCCGCCGCCGCUGCAUCUUCAGGCGAGCGAGGCUGCUCCUCCUCCUGCCUCCUCCCCGCCCCCCAGCGCCGCAGCCGCUGCCGCGGCCGCCCCCGGCCCCCGCCCCGCGCCCCGCCCGGACCGCUCUUAAAUCGCCCAGCCCGGCCGGCCGCGCUGUCCCAGCCAGCCUCUUGGCACGGCGCUGCUGCCCCCUGCCCGCCGGCCUCCGCGCAGAGGAGGCGGCGCGCUUCGGGGCGGGGAGCGUCGGGCUGGGAGCCGCGGACGGCUGGGGCCCGGGGCGCGGGGAGCCCAGCCGCGGUGCCCUCCUCGAGCCCUCCGCGCGCGAGCGCUUUUACCUCCGGCUCUGGGGACGCGCGGCCCGCGACCUGGCUCUGCCUGUCCCCGGCGCAUGGCCCCGGCCCCGGCCCCGAAGUCCAGCUCCGGAUGGGGCAGUGGACGCAGAGCUGGGGUCCCGGCGGCUCUCGGCCUCCGGAUGCCUCCGGAUCCGCCUGGCCGUGCUCUCGGCGCCGAGCGCGCCCCCUCGCCGGGAAACAUGGACGCACACUCACCCGACACACUCUCGCUCCCGCUUGCCCUGGCGGAGAGUUGAAACAGAUGUGGGAUUCGCCCAGGAGCUGGAAAACUCGCCCCGGUCUGCAAACACUCGACUGCCUUUGCUGAAAGCCUCGCGCUCGCCUCCAACCACACACAUUUGCCAUUGGAGAGGCCGGCGCCGGCCGCGACCCGGCAGCUCAAUCGCAGGGCAAACCGAGCUGCCCGUGCGCGCCCCAGAGCUCCCCGAGAAACUAACUUGGGCUCAAGUGAAAAUAGCAGCUGUUGCCCAGAAAUGGCCCGGGAGUAGCAAAGAAAAGAGAAACCGGCUUCUUCCGAAAGGGGAGGAAUUCGACUCAAGGGGGUGCUGUCUACCGCGGUUUCCGCUGUCCCUCGCGCCACAGAAGAGGCCGGAGGGGGACCGGCCUGACGCGGGUGGGCAAAGAGCGAGCAGAGAACCCACCAGCAGCUGCAGAAAACACAGCCGAGUUGCUUGCUAAGGGGAAACAGACGCCGCUGUAGGAAAGCACUUGUACGCAGCAGUAACUUAUUAAACCUUGUGACAAUCUCACACAGUAAGUUACUAUGCCCGUUUUACCAUGGAAACCAAGAGAGGUUUAGUAACUGUCCAAAGAUCGCACAAUUAUAAGUGGUGGAUCCUGUGAAGUCAAGAAGCCUUAGCUCCAGGCUCAUGCUCUUAAAUCCUAGGAUGUUUUUACUUUUCAACCUAGCAUCUCCUUUCUCUGGUGUGAUCCUCCAUGCUAGACUUGUCAGGCUUAACAAAUAAAUACAGACCUCCAUGGGGAGGAACUUAGUACUAAAAAAUUAUUCAUUUUUUAAUCUGAAAUUCAAAUCGGAUCUCCUGACUGGGUUUGGGGCUCUAGGCUCCUCCCCAUAACAUGUGUUAGCCACCCCAAUCAAG